UCCCAGGGUUGUUAGGAUCAAAUGAAAUAAUAAUGGGAAAGUGCUUAUCACAGUAAGCCCUAUAUAAGUGAGUUAGCUAUGAUGACAUUGGUGACAGUGAUGAUGAUAAUGAUUCUGGCCCUCGCUCAGCGAGAAAUGAUUUGCCUAAGAACCCACCACUAGUGACAACAAAAACUCAAAGUCAAAUCUUCUGGUUCCUAGAUCAGAAUUUCUUCCCCUACAUCAUCAACAUGAUUCAAUAGGUCUCCCCAUAAAUUGUAUGUGCAUGAGGAAAAUCCAUAGAUUUCAGAAAAAAUCCAGAUUUUCUCUAUUUUAAACAUGCAAUCAUCCCAAACCCUCACCUCUGUCCCCACCCUCAUCCCCAAGUAUUCUGAUUUCUCUCUCUUCCAUCCAACUCUUGUCCUAGCUAUCCUGUACUACAGUGACAUCAUGUCAAGAGCCACCAAUCAGGGAGCCGGGGGAACCUAAUUGUUACAGUUUGGUGUUAUGGUGACAUCACUCUUUAGUCACCCCCCCAAAAAUCAAGGGCUGCAGAGGCUCCACUGACACUUGGUUUUCUGCUUCCAGGUGACUGAGCCUCUUGGUCUGACUUGGUGAAGGCCAGAUGGCCUCGGGAAUUCUCUGGAGAGUGGAAGAGGAAGAUGAGGAGAGUUUGGACCAAGACCUUUCCAAUAUGAAGCUCCCCUUCAGCAACUUUAAGAAGUCCUUCCCGACCCACAGGCCUGUGGAUCGGAGGUUCUCUGUCCAGGGCUUUGGUAUCUCCCCAAGAUGUACCAAGCCCACCCUGGUUGAGGAAGGAGACUCAGAAGAGAUUAAGCCUUUCGAAUUUGAAGAAUCUAGUUCUGAGGACACGAGUCCCUCCCCUGUGCCCACCAACUUGCUGCCCCCAUUCAAGUUCUCCCUGAGCCAGCCCAGCAGCAACAUCUUUUCAGAUUUGCUAGAAAGACAGCUGACGAAACUCAGCUUGGCCUCCUUGGCCAAGGGCCACGAGCUGGGGGAGCACUCCGUCUGCUCCAGCGUUUCCAAGCCCCUGGCGCAGAACUUCAUACCCCUGGAUCUGGACAAUCCCGAGCUGGAUGCAGACACUACCUCGACACCCUCAGAGUCUUCUGUGGUGGUGGAUGUGCCCGAAGCCCCCCUCAUCUGUGAGCAUACUGUCAGUGACUCUACAGCUGUGAUCUCCUGGAACAGGAGCCGGGGCAAGCAGCGAGUGAGUUUCUACCAGGUUCUCCUUCAGGAGAUGGAGCUGAGGAGGGAAAGGAUAAAGAACGAGAUGCCCAAGGAAAAACACCACCCCUGGAUCUUCAACCAGAUCAUAGGCACCACGGUCAAGCUUAUGGAGCUGCAGCCAAACACCAAGUAUUACAUCAGCGUUCGAGCCGCUAACCCAGCAGGUCCAGGGAAAUGGUGCAAGCCCUAUAAAUUUUCCACUGUGGCUGCUGAUGUAAAUGGCUUCCCCAGGGAGAACCCCAUCAAAAUCACGGUGCUUCGUCGAGAACCUCAGAGGAAAACGGUCUAUGUCGGGAUCAAAGAGUUGAGGAAACUGGAGGACCUGGAGUUUAUUUUUCCACACUAAGAGGGGGCCCCCAGCCAUUCACAUCUUUAUUCGGGCCCUGCUCGGGGCCCCUCAGGAGCCACGUCCAGCACCAACACAGAGCAUGGCCCUGAUGAGCCCCUUCUCUGGGCGCCCACAGCCCUGGACUGUUCUGGCUUCCUGCCCCUCGGGUCCCUGGCAGGGAGUUGGCCCAGCUGGGUACCCCGCUUAUCUCAAGCCUCAAGCUGGCCAGCAGCCAGGCUGAGCCACUGGCCAUAGCUUCUGGCAAGCCCCUUCCCCUCAGACCUGGCCUUACAGGGGAGAGGGUUCCCAUUAAAGAGCUAUAAACUCAAUUGGGCCCCCAGGGUACUGGAUUUGACGUGAGGGGGACAGCCAGAAUCAGAGAGAGAAAUUGUAAAGAUUAAAGAAUGUAUAUUGAGUCAUGA
Messenger RNA from Sarcophilus harrisii (Tasmanian devil), 1980 nucleotides. RefSeq names its product fibronectin type III domain containing 8 (gene FNDC8). The record is from RefSeq and is a predicted model, not a curated record. Gene Ontology annotation, molecular function: protein binding. The transcript is spliced from 4 exons. The coding region runs from base 605 to 1576 and encodes 323 amino acids. Lineage: Eukaryota; Metazoa; Chordata; Mammalia; Dasyuromorphia; Dasyuridae. Gene Ontology annotation, cellular component: nucleus.